Messenger RNA from Hevea brasiliensis (rubber tree), 1170 nucleotides. RefSeq lists its product as uncharacterized. NCBI's taxonomy places the organism in Eukaryota, Viridiplantae, Streptophyta, Magnoliopsida, Malpighiales, Euphorbiaceae. The record is from RefSeq and is a predicted model, not a curated record. The transcript is spliced from 3 exons. Bases 1 to 1170 code for a protein of 389 amino acids.
AUGGUGAAUAAGGUCUAUAAGUGUUGUCCCUUAGAGUAUGAGUUUUUGGAAGACCUUAUUGAGGUACCUUUCCACGAGUUUAAAGUGAUCUUAGGAAUGGAUUGGUUGUCACGUUACCAAGUUAUGGUGGAUUGCCGUUUAAAGAGAAUCACAUUGAGGACUUCUGAUAAUGAGGAGAUCACUAUUGUGGGUGAAAGGAUGGAUUAUCUGUCUAAUGUUAUAUCAGCCACUACUGUAAGAAGAUUGAUAAAAAUGGGUUGUAAAGCCUACUUGACACAUGUGGUUGAUAUUAGGAAGGCUAGGCCUGACCUUCAUGACAUACCCAUUGUAUGUGAUUUUCCAAAUGUUUUCCCUGAAAAGUUGCCUAAUUUGCCAUCAGAGAGGGAAGUGGAGUUUGCUAUAGAGGUUAUACCUGAAGCACUCUCUCAAAUGCCAUCUUACGCCAAGUUCUGCAAAGACAUUUUAUCAAAGAAAAGAAGGCUGGAGGACUAUGAGACUGUUGCUCUUACAGAGGAAUGCAGUGCCAUAUUACAGAAUAAGCUACCACCAAAACUCAAGGAUCCAGGAAGCUUCUUCAUACCUUGUCUUAUCGGUAACAUGAAUAUAAACAAAGCCCUCUGUGAUCUAGGUGUAAGUGUGAGUUUGGUGCCUUUGUCAAUAUGUAAGAAGCUUGAUGUGGGGGAACUUAAGCCUACAAUAAUUUCAUUACAACUGGUUGAUCGAUCUGUGAAAUACACUGUGGGCAUUCUAGAAAACAUCUCUAUUAAGGUAGGAGAUGAAGAAGUGGAGUUCAACCUGUUCAGUGCAAUGAAACAUAAACUUGAACCUGAUGAAUGCUUCAAGGUUGAUAUAAUUGACAAGCAAGUUGGAGAGGAAUUCAGUAAAGCACACCCUGAAGAUCCUCUAGGAGCAUCCAUCGUGCACAGCCACAUAGUAGAGAAGGAGAAUAUGAAAAUAGCAGCUUGUGCACAAUCCUUAACAGCUAAUCCAUCCCCACUAUUGGCUCAAGUUUUCGCUAUAGAAGAGUUGAAGGAGGAACAGCCCAAAAGCAAGCUUCAGGAAAACACCAAACAGGUAGAAAUGAAACCUCUUCCCUCUAAGCUAAGGUACGCAUUCUUGAACUCAAAUUUUGAAUAUCUUUCAUUAUCAAUGCCAGUCUAUCUAAAAUAA